AGAGAGAGGCAGAGAGAGGGAGGGAGAGAAGAACAUCUGAGGCAGCUCCAGUCUUUCUUCUUUAACCACACCCACAGGCGCAUUUCUCGACGCCGCGCUUCGAUACCUGUCGAGAGGAGCCAAAUCUGUGCGUUAAAAGGACUGAAACGACAUCAAAGCUACAAGAAAAGCUGGAAAUAUAUGUCGCCGCGUGUCCUUCAACUUAUAAUGGACUAACGCUUCUUUUGGUCUGAAGACAAACCACAACCAGCAAGAGAAGAAUUCCAGAAAAGACAUAUUUGACUGACAGCCAAGGACAUGGACUGGAAGACCUUCCAGGCCCUCCUCAGUGGGGUGAACAAAUACUCCACGGCGUUCGGGCGGAUAUGGCUGUCUGUGGUGUUCGUGUUCCGGGUGAUGGUUUACGUGGUGGCAGCGGAGCGGGUGUGGGGCGACGAGCAGAAGGACUUUGACUGCAACACCAAGCAGCCAGGCUGCGCCAACGUCUGCUAUGACCACUUCUUCCCCAUCUCCCACAUCCGCCUGUGGGCCCUGCAGCUCAUCUUCGUCACCUGCCCGUCCUUCAUGGUGGUCAUGCACGUGGCGUACCGCGACGACCGCGAGCGCAAGUACAAGGCCAAGCAUGGUGACAACAAGCAGCUGUACAACAACACGGGGAAGAAGCACGGCGGCUUGUGGUGGACCUACCUGAUCAGCCUCUUCGUAAAGACGGGCAUCGAGGUCUCCUUCCUCUACAUCCUGCACCGCGUCUACGACAGCUUCUACCUGCCAAGACUAGUCAAGUGCGAGGUUGCGCCGUGCCCCAACCAGGUGGACUGCUACAUCGGCCACCCCACGGAGAAGAAGGUCUUCACCUACUUCAUGGUUGGAGCUUCGGCCCUCUGCAUCGUCCUGAACAUCUGCGAGAUCAUUUAUCUCAUCUCCAAACGCAUUGUGCGUAUUGCCAACAAGUUGAGGAGGCGCAAUCGCAACAUGGCCGUGCACCAUGACAACUACAGCGACGACCCCUUCAACAACUGCAACGUGACCACGUCGAGGCUGGACCUGAAGGAAAAGCCUCCAUCCUUCAAGAGUUCGUACAAGCCUUCAUACAGGCCAUCUGGACUCAAACUAGAAGAGAAGAUACGGGCCUCUGCUCCUAAUCUGUCCACGACUUCGUGAUUGAAACCAAAGUCAAAACCAGGCUGAAGAUCGAGAGAUCGGCAGUGCUUGGUGCUAGAAGCCAAUAACAAACCUCCGAAAACAGACUCAGAACUAUGAGUAAAACUACAGUAUGUGUCAGACCCUGGAAGCUGACUCAUCAGUGCUGGAUUCUUCCUGUGGGCCCCUGUGUCUACAUCCAAGACUCUUUUUGAGCGCCUGAACUUUGGUUUCCAAGUCAACAUCCACAAUAUUUACAAGUCAGCUAGAGCCAAAUUGAUUUGUUAAUGAUAUGUGGGUUUCUUUUUUGAAUACAGGAAAGGUCUGUGUACCUUUUUCAACUUCACCCCUUCACCCGCAGUAGAACAUUCCACUGAGGCGUCUCUGUCUUUCGUGUGAUUGGAGCUUUGACACGGGAGGGGAAGGAAAUGAAACACUGCACACAAGAAGGCAGGACACACCUGGCGGAGGUAUUCGCCCUCCCUGGCAGUGUCCACAGUGGUGUGUCACGGCGUUCUGUUGUCGCUGAAUGUCAGAAACACGUUUCAGUGAUAUAUCUCAUUGAACUGACCUGAAAUCACAGCUUCAGCUUCACAUUUUGCUGUCCUGGUGACCCACAGUCAUUGGAGGAUGGUAGACGAUUCUGCAUUGGAGUGAGGACCCUCCGAAGUCAUAGUUAUGGCUGAGUUAAUACUUGAAGGUUUGCAAACUGGCCAAAAGAAUGAGUUUUUCGCUGCAUUUAUUUCCUCAGAUAAGAUUUGUUACUGCGACGAACUACACAUAUCAUCAGUAUAUUUCUCUGUCUAAAGCAGGCAUAUGCUUGGUCUCAGAUUUUGGCUGCACGGCCACACGUUGUACAUAGACUGCCUGUGUUUUGACAUGCUUGUACACAACGUCGCCUCAUCCAAGACCACUGUUGAUUCAAAUAAGGCGAAAGGUAUGCUGCUGUUUAAUUCUGUGUUGUUAGAGCUGGAGCACAGUGGAGGAGGUGGGAGAACGGUUGGACAAACAGACAGCUCAUUGGAACUAUUGCAUAUUUGUGUGAGUCCUUAAUCGUCCACUGUGGACAUCAGGUGGAAAUGUUUUCUUGUGCACUUGUUUGUGUCGAAUUGUUUUUAUAAAUCUGGAUAUAUUAAACUUAUUGAAUAUG
Molecule: messenger RNA, 2290 nt
Organism: Chelmon rostratus (copperband butterflyfish)
Lineage: Eukaryota; Metazoa; Chordata; Actinopteri; Chaetodontiformes; Chaetodontidae
Gene: gjb3
Product: gap junction protein beta 3
Exons: 2
Coding region: 298-1161 (287 amino acids)
Biological process (GO): cell communication
Cellular component (GO): connexin complex
Source: RefSeq, a predicted model, not a curated record